AUGCGCGUGGCGGGCUGGAUUUCCGCGUCCCGUACUCGUCCAAAUUCUCCUCGUCUCGUCUCCCAUGUGACCCAUCCAACCGCCCUCUCCUCUCUUCCUCUUCCUCGCACCACCUCCACCACCACCCUCCUCUCUUCUCGCCUCCACCACCAAAAGGGGUGAGAGGCACGGGGACCGCCCGCCUCGCUCGCUGGCCUGCACACUGGAUUCGGCGCCGCGGCGGUAGUUGCAGCGGCGGCCUGGCAGGGAGAUGUCUUCACGCUCGGGGUCUACGAGCGGCGGGAGCACCGGUGGCGGCAGCAGCGCAGGGGGAGGCGCCGCGGUGCCGCUGGCCUUGCUGCUGAGGCGGGAGGUGGCCAGCGAGCGCACCGCAUCGGAGCGACCGGAGCUGCACUCGGGCCUCUUCAGCCAGGCCAAGAAAGGCGAGGACUUCACAUUCCUCAAGCUCGAAUGCGAGCGCGUCCCCGGCGUCCCGUCCUCCUCCUUCUCCGCCUUCGGCCUGUUUGAUGGGCACAAUGGGAACGGGGCCGCAAUUUACACCAAAGAGAAUCUCUUGAACAACAUCUUGAACGCGGUCCCUGCUGAUCUCAACAGGGAAGACUGGCUUGCUGCACUCCCAAGAGCGCUGGUUGCUGCAUUCGUUAAAACGGAUAAAGAUUUCCAGACUAAAGCACGUUCUUCAGGGACAACCGUGACAUUUGUCAUAAUAGAUGGAUUGUUCAUCACUGUUGCAUCAGUUGGCGAUUCCCGUUGUGUACUACAAGCUGAAGGUUCAAUUUACCAUUUAUCCUCUGAUCAUCGAUUUGAUGCAAGUAAAGAGGAGGUUGAUCGUGUAACAAAAUGUGGAGGUGAUGUUGGAAGGCUAAAUGUUGUUGGUGGCGCUGAGAUUGGUCCUCUUAGGUGUUGGCCUGGAGGUUUGUGCCUAUCUAGGUCAAUAGGAGAUCAAGAUGUUGGUGAAUUUAUUGUUCCAGUUCCUCUUGUGAAGCAAGUAAAGCUGUCUACUGCGGGAGGCCGACUUAUUAUUGCAAGUGAUGGUGUUUGGGAUGCAUUAUCUCCAGAAGUAGCUUUUAACUGUUCACGUGAACUUCCUCCAGUGCCUGCAGCUGAGCAAAUCGUUAAAACUGCUGUGCAAUCAAAAGGACUGAGGGAUGAUACCACCUGUAUUGUUGUUGAUAUAAUAGCAGAGAAAACCAACCCUUCCAUGCCACUUCCUAGAAGGCAACCGGGAAUUGGUGUCUUCAAAAAUAUGUUUGGCAAGAAAAAAUCAUCGGAUUCAUCAUCACAUUCCCAUGCAGAUAGAGAAUAUAUGGAUCCAGAUAUCUUGGAGGAAAUAUUUGAGGAUGGGUGUGCGCUUCUUUCUAGACGGCUGGAUUCUGAAUACCCUGUUCGAAAUAUGUUCAAACUCUUCAUAUGUGCCGUUUGUCAAAUAGAGUUAAAGCCAAACCAAGGGAUAUCUGUACAUGAAGAUUCAUCAGAACCUGGGAGCUUGCGUCGCUGGGAUGGUCCAUUCCUUUGCCAGAGCUGUCAGGAAAAGAAAGAAGCAAUGGAGGGAAAGCGUCGUUCACGAGGUUCAUCAAGAAACAGUGGGUCAAGUGAAUAGCUGCCGUGUGUAGAGUGAUCAGAGGUGGCUGCUGCUUAUAGCUCUCAUCCCAAGCGAGGAGCAUGUCUUGUCCUCAGCAAGGUUCUUGCUGAGGAAUGUAGGCAGCUCUGCUCAGCCCUUGACCUUGAUGGCACAUACAGGUUUAAAGAUUAACAUGCCAAAAUGAUAUGGCUUGUCUAUUCUAAGGUCAACUGUUGCAACACAAAUUACUCUUGGUAUAGACUUCUGACAAAUAGCUUGGCACUGUUUCUGAAUUAGGCCUAGGUGCUUACAUCAAUUUUCUCUUGUUGAAUCCGGCUUUAAUUCAUGACUAGAGACUUUAGAGUAUUAUCAGUCCUUGUUGAGGUUCAGCCUUUGCUGACACCAAUGUAAUUAACAUCUAAAAAUAUUCUUUGAAUCAGCUUGUGAUUCAUCAGCAAGACGUUAGUUGUCAUGUACAAUGUACAAAAUCUUGCUAACAGGACAGGUCUGUUUCCUCCUCUACGUUUUGUCAUUACAUGGAUGAAAAUUAAUUGGUGUGCCAAUUGGAGGAAAGAAUUUGUUCUAGUAAAUGUUGAUGGUAGACGUGACUUUCACUCACUGCAGGUGUACUGAUCCUUUUUGUAUAUCUUAUUUUAUUUUUUCUUAGUAAUGUAUAGUAGUCCUGAGUAUGAAAUUUGUUUCUGCAUGGGAGAUUCCCCAGCCAAAAGUAUGCUGUAAUAUGUUGUCCGUAGUUCAGUCGAAAAAAUACUCCAUAUGCAGAAUGAUGCCAAGAUGUCUGUUCCUUGCGUUUGAAGAAUAAUGGCCAAAAUGAAAACUGGAGUUACAGAA
Molecule: messenger RNA, 2410 nt
Organism: Zea mays
Lineage: Eukaryota; Viridiplantae; Streptophyta; Magnoliopsida; Poales; Poaceae
Exons: 10
Coding region: 251-1600 (449 amino acids)
Biological process (GO): protein dephosphorylation
Molecular function (GO): protein serine/threonine phosphatase activity
Source: RefSeq, a predicted model, not a curated record